Molecule: messenger RNA, 9275 nt
Organism: Nyctereutes procyonoides (raccoon dog)
Lineage: Eukaryota; Metazoa; Chordata; Mammalia; Carnivora; Canidae
Product: epiplakin-like
Biological process (GO): wound healing; intermediate filament bundle assembly
Cellular component (GO): cytoskeleton; membrane; cytoplasm
Molecular function (GO): keratin filament binding; structural molecule activity
Source: RefSeq, a predicted model, not a curated record
CUGGCCGCGGGGGCUCCGCCGUGCACCAGCUGAGCGAGGAGCUGCGCGGCGCCCUGCGUGACGCCCGCGUGGCGCCGGGCCCGGGCGUCGCCCAGGGCCAGAGCGUCUCGGUCUGGGAGCUCCUCUUCUACCGGGAGGUGCCCGAGGGCGAGCGGCAGGACCUGCUGCGCAGGUACCGGGCGGGCUCGCUGACCGCGCACGAGGUGGGCGCCGCCCUCACCGCGCUGCUGGCCCGUCGCGACCCCGCGAGCCCGGGCGCGCGCCCCCCGGACCCCCGAGGGGCCCUGCGUGCCGCCACCAUGGAGGUCAACUACGUGAGCGGCGCCACGCGGGAGCAGCUGCUGGCCGGGUUCGGCUCGGGGGCGCUGGGCUUGGCCGCGCUGACCCGCAGGCUGACCACCAUCAUCGAGGAGGUGGAGGCGGCCGGCGGGCCCGAGCGCGCCCCGGGCGACGCCGCCGGCGUCCAGCAGGAGCCGCGGCCGGCCGGGCCCGGCGGCAGCGACGGCGGCAGGGGCGCGGGACCCUCCCCCGGCGAGGCGGCCACCGAGCCCGCCGGCGGCCCCCAGGAGCAGGCCCUGCGUGCCGCCACCAUGGAGGUGCAGGCCGGGCCGUUGCGCGGGCAGCGGCCCUCCGUGUGGGACGUCCUCUUCUCCUCCUACCUGAGCCGGGCCCGGCGGGACGAGCUCCUGGCCCAGCACGCGGCCGGCGCCCUGGCGCUGCCGGGCCUGGUGGCCAUCCUCACCCGGGCGGUGGAGGAGGCGGAGGAGCGGCUGAGCAAGGUGACCUUCCGCGGCCUGCGGCGCCAGGUGUCGGCCUCCGAGCUGCGCUCGUCCGGGAUCCUGGGCCCCGAGACCCUGCGCGACCUGGCCCAGGGCACCAAGACCCCGCAGGAGGUGACCGAGAUGGACUCGGUCAAGCGCUACCUGCGCGGCACGAGCUGCAUCGCGGGCGUGCUGGUGCCCGCCAAGGACGAGCCCGGGCGGCAGGAGAAGAUGAGCGUCUACCAGGCCAUGUGGAAGGGCGUCCUGCGGCCCGGCACGGCCCUGGUGCUGCUCGAGGCGCAGGCGGCCACGGGCUUCCUCAUCGACCCCGUGCGCAACCAGGGGCUCACCGUGGAGGAGGCGGUGGCCGCGGGCCUGGUGGGCGGCGAGAUCCAGGACAAGCUGCUGUCGGCCGAGCGCGCCGUCACCGGCUACACCGACCCCUACACCGGCGAGCAGAUCUCGCUCUUCCAGGCCAUGCAGAAGGAGCUCAUCGUGCGCGACCACGGCAUCCGCCUGCUGGAGGCCCAGGUCGCCACGGGCGGCAUCAUCGACCCGGUGCACAGCCACCGGCUGCCCGUGGACGUGGCCUACCAGCGCGGCUACUUCGACGAGGAGAUGAACCGCGUGCUGGCCGACCCGAGCGACGACACCAAGGGCUUCUUCGACCCCAACACGCACGAGAACCUCACGUACGUGCAGCUGCUGCGCCGCUGCGUGCUCGACCCCGACACGGGGCUCUACAUGCUGCAGCUGGCCGCGGGGGGCUCCGCCGUGCACCAGCUGAGCGAGGAGCUGCGCGGCGCCCUGCGUGACGCCCGCGUGGCGCCGGGCCCGGGCGUCGCCCAGGGCCAGAGCGUCUCGGUCUGGGAGCUCCUCUUCUACCGGGAGGUGCCCGAGGGCGAGCGGCAGGACCUGCUGCGCAGGUACCGGGCGGGCUCGCUGACCGCGCACGAGGUGGGCGCCGCCCUCACCGCGCUGCUGGCCCGUCGCGACCCCGCGAGCCCGGGCGCGCGCCCCCCGGACCCCCGAGGGGCCCUGCGUGCCGCCACCAUGGAGGUCAAGCUGGGCCGCCUGCGGGGGCCGGCGGUGCCCGUGUGGGACGUGCUGGCGUCCAGCUACGUGAGCGGCGCCACGCGGGAGCAGCUGCUGGCCGGGUUCGGCUCGGGGGCGCUGGGCUUGGCCGCGCUGACCCGCAGGCUGACCACCAUCAUCGAGGAGGUGGAGGCGGCCGGCGGGCCCGAGCGCGCCCCGGGCGACGCCGCCGGCGUCCAGCAGGAGCCGCGGCCGGCCGGGCCCGGCGGCAGCGACGGCGGCAGGGGCGCGGGACCCUCCCCCGGCGAGGCGGCCACCGAGCCCGCCGGCGGCCCCCAGGAGCAGGCCCUGCGUGCCGCCACCAUGGAGGUGCAGGCCGGGCCGUUGCGCGGGCAGCGGCCCUCCGUGUGGGACGUCCUCUUCUCCUCCUACCUGAGCCGGGCCCGGCGGGACGAGCUCCUGGCCCAGCACGCGGCCGGCGCCCUGGCGCUGCCGGGCCUGGUGGCCAUCCUCACCCGGGCGGUGGAGGAGGCGGAGGAGCGGCUGAGCAAGGUGACCUUCCGCGGCCUGCGGCGCCAGGUGUCGGCCUCCGAGCUGCGCUCGUCCGGGAUCCUGGGCCCCGAGACCCUGCGCGACCUGGCCCAGGGCACCAAGACCCCGCAGGAGGUGACCGAGAUGGACUCGGUCAAGCGCUACCUGCGCGGCACGAGCUGCAUCGCGGGCGUGCUGGUGCCCGCCAAGGACGAGCCCGGGCGGCAGGAGAAGAUGAGCGUCUACCAGGCCAUGUGGAAGGGCGUCCUGCGGCCCGGCACGGCCCUGGUGCUGCUCGAGGCGCAGGCGGCCACGGGCUUCCUCAUCGACCCCGUGCGCAACCAGGGGCUCACCGUGGAGGAGGCGGUGGCCGCGGGCCUGGUGGGCGGCGAGAUCCAGGACAAGCUGCUGUCGGCCGAGCGCGCCGUCACCGGCUACACCGACCCCUACACCGGCGAGCAGAUCUCGCUCUUCCAGGCCAUGCAGAAGGAGCUCAUCGUGCGCGACCACGGCAUCCGCCUGCUGGAGGCCCAGGUCGCCACGGGCGGCAUCAUCGACCCGGUGCACAGCCACCGGCUGCCCGUGGACGUGGCCUACCAGCGCGGCUACUUCGACGAGGAGAUGAACCGCGUGCUGGCCGACCCGAGCGACGACACCAAGGGCUUCUUCGACCCCAACACGCACGAGAACCUCACGUACGUGCAGCUGCUGCGCCGCUGCGUGCUCGACCCCGACACGGGGCUCUACAUGCUGCAGCUGGCCGGGGGCUCCGCCGUGCACCAGCUGAGCGAGGAGCUGCGCGGCGCCCUGCGUGACGCCCGCGUGGCGCCGGGCCCGGGCGUCGCCCAGGGCCAGAGCGUCUCGGUCUGGGAGCUCCUCUUCUACCGGGAGGUGCCCGAGGGCGAGCGGCAGGACCUGCUGCGCAGGUACCGGGCGGGCUCGCUGACCGCGCACGAGGUGGGCGCCGCCCUCACCGCGCUGCUGGCCCGUCGCGACCCCGCGAGCCCGGGCGCGCGCCCCCCGGACCCCCGAGGGGCCCUGCGUGCCGCCACCAUGGAGGUCAAGCUGGGCCGCCUGCGGGGGCCGGCGGUGCCCGUGUGGGACGUGCUGGCGUCCAGCUACGUGAGCGGCGCCACGCGGGAGCAGCUGCUGGCCGGGUUCGGCUCGGGGGCGCUGGGCUUGGCCGCGCUGACCCGCAGGCUGACCACCAUCAUCGAGGAGGUGGAGGCGGCCGGCGGGCCCGAGCGCGCCCCGGGCGACGCCGCCGGCGUCCAGCAGGAGCCGCGGCCGGCCGGGCCCGGCGGCAGCGACGGCGGCAGGGGCGCGGGACCCUCCCCCGGCGAGGCGGCCACCGAGCCCGCCGGCGGCCCCCAGGAGCAGGCCCUGCGUGCCGCCACCAUGGAGGUGCAGGCCGGGCCGUUGCGCGGGCAGCGGCCCUCCGUGUGGGACGUCCUCUUCUCCUCCUACCUGAGCCGGGCCCGGCGGGACGAGCUCCUGGCCCAGCACGCGGCCGGCGCCCUGGCGCUGCCGGGCCUGGUGGCCAUCCUCACCCGGGCGGUGGAGGAGGCGGAGGAGCGGCUGAGCAAGGUGACCUUCCGCGGCCUGCGGCGCCAGGUGUCGGCCUCCGAGCUGCGCUCGUCCGGGAUCCUGGGCCCCGAGACCCUGCGCGACCUGGCCCAGGGCACCAAGACCCCGCAGGAGGUGACCGAGAUGGACUCGGUCAAGCGCUACCUGCGCGGCACGAGCUGCAUCGCGGGCGUGCUGGUGCCCGCCAAGGACGAGCCCGGGCGGCAGGAGAAGAUGAGCGUCUACCAGGCCAUGUGGAAGGGCGUCCUGCGGCCCGGCACGGCCCUGGUGCUGCUCGAGGCGCAGGCGGCCACGGGCUUCCUCAUCGACCCCGUGCGCAACCAGGGGCUCACCGUGGAGGAGGCGGUGGCCGCGGGCCUGGUGGGCGGCGAGAUCCAGGACAAGCUGCUGUCGGCCGAGCGCGCCGUCACCGGCUACACCGACCCCUACACCGGCGAGCAGAUCUCGCUCUUCCAGGCCAUGCAGAAGGAGCUCAUCGUGCGCGACCACGGCAUCCGCCUGCUGGAGGCCCAGGUCGCCACGGGCGGCAUCAUCGACCCGGUGCACAGCCACCGGCUGCCCGUGGACGUGGCCUACCAGCGCGGCUACUUCGACGAGGAGAUGAACCGCGUGCUGGCCGACCCGAGCGACGACACCAAGGGCUUCUUCGACCCCAACACGCACGAGAACCUCACGUACGUGCAGCUGCUGCGCCGCUGCGUGCUCGACCCCGACACGGGGCUCUACAUGCUGCAGCUGGCCGGGGGCUCCGCCGUGCACCAGCUGAGCGAGGAGCUGCGCGGCGCCCUGCGUGACGCCCGCGUGGCGCCGGGCCCGGGCGUCGCCCAGGGCCAGAGCGUCUCGGUCUGGGAGCUCCUCUUCUACCGGGAGGUGCCCGAGGGCGAGCGGCAGGACCUGCUGCGCAGGUACCGGGCGGGCUCGCUGACCGCGCACGAGGUGGGCGCCGCCCUCACCGCGCUGCUGGCCCGUCGCGACCCCGCGAGCCCGGGCGCGCGCCCCCCGGACCCCCGAGGGGCCCUGCGUGCCGCCACCAUGGAGGUCAAGCUGGGCCGCCUGCGGGGGCCGGCGGUGCCCGUGUGGGACGUGCUGGCGUCCAGCUACGUGAGCGGCGCCACGCGGGAGCAGCUGCUGGCCGGGUUCGGCUCGGGGGCGCUGGGCUUGGCCGCGCUGACCCGCAGGCUGACCACCAUCAUCGAGGAGGUGGAGGCGGCCGGCGGGCCCGAGCGCGCCCCGGGCGACGCCGCCGGCGUCCAGCAGGAGCCGCGGCCGGCCGGGCCCGGCGGCAGCGACGGCGGCAGGGGCGCGGGACCCUCCCCCGGCGAGGCGGCCACCGAGCCCGCCGGCGGCCCCCAGGAGCAGGCCCUGCGUGCCGCCACCAUGGAGGUGCAGGCCGGGCCGUUGCGCGGGCAGCGGCCCUCCGUGUGGGACGUCCUCUUCUCCUCCUACCUGAGCCGGGCCCGGCGGGACGAGCUCCUGGCCCAGCACGCGGCCGGCGCCCUGGCGCUGCCGGGCCUGGUGGCCAUCCUCACCCGGGCGGUGGAGGAGGCGGAGGAGCGGCUGAGCAAGGUGACCUUCCGCGGCCUGCGGCGCCAGGUGUCGGCCUCCGAGCUGCGCUCGUCCGGGAUCCUGGGCCCCGAGACCCUGCGCGACCUGGCCCAGGGCACCAAGACCCCGCAGGAGGUGACCGAGAUGGACUCGGUCAAGCGCUACCUGCGCGGCACGAGCUGCAUCGCGGGCGUGCUGGUGCCCGCCAAGGACGAGCCCGGGCGGCAGGAGAAGAUGAGCGUCUACCAGGCCAUGUGGAAGGGCGUCCUGCGGCCCGGCACGGCCCUGGUGCUGCUCGAGGCGCAGGCGGCCACGGGCUUCCUCAUCGACCCCGUGCGCAACCAGGGGCUCACCGUGGAGGAGGCGGUGGCCGCGGGCCUGGUGGGCGGCGAGAUCCAGGACAAGCUGCUGUCGGCCGAGCGCGCCGUCACCGGCUACACCGACCCCUACACCGGCGAGCAGAUCUCGCUCUUCCAGGCCAUGCAGAAGGAGCUCAUCGUGCGCGACCACGGCAUCCGCCUGCUGGAGGCCCAGGUCGCCACGGGCGGCAUCAUCGACCCGGUGCACAGCCACCGGCUGCCCGUGGACGUGGCCUACCAGCGCGGCUACUUCGACGAGGAGAUGAACCGCGUGCUGGCCGACCCGAGCGACGACACCAAGGGCUUCUUCGACCCCAACACGCACGAGAACCUCACGUACGUGCAGCUGCUGCGCCGCUGCGUGCUCGACCCCGACACGGGGCUCUACAUGCUGCAGCUGGCCGGGGGCUCCGCCGUGCACCAGCUGAGCGAGGAGCUGCGCGGCGCCCUGCGUGACGCCCGCGUGGCGCCGGGCCCGGGCGUCGCCCAGGGCCAGAGCGUCUCGGUCUGGGAGCUCCUCUUCUACCGGGAGGUGCCCGAGGGCGAGCGGCAGGACCUGCUGCGCAGGUACCGGGCGGGCUCGCUGACCGCGCACGAGGUGGGCGCCGCCCUCACCGCGCUGCUGGCCCGUCGCGACCCCGCGAGCCCGGGCGCGCGCCCCCCGGACCCCCGAGGGGCCCUGCGUGCCGCCACCAUGGAGGUCAAGCUGGGCCGCCUGCGGGGCCCGGUGCCCGUGUGGGACGUGCUGGCGUCCAGCUACGUGAGCGGCGCCACGCGGGAGCAGCUGCUGGCCGGGUUCGGCUCGGGGGCGCUGGGCUUGGCCGCGCUGACCCGCAGGCUGACCACCAUCAUCGAGGAGGUGGAGGCGGCCGGCGGGCCCGAGCGCGCCCCGGGCGACGCCGCCGGCGUCCAGCAGGAGCCGCGGCCGGCCGGGCCCGGCGGCAGCGACGGCGGCAGGGGCGCGGGACCCUCCCCCGGCGAGGCGGCCACCGAGCCCGCCGGCGGCCCCCAGGAGCAGGCCCUGCGUGCCGCCACCAUGGAGGUGCAGGCCGGGCCGUUGCGCGGGCAGCGGCCCUCCGUGUGGGACGUCCUCUUCUCCUCCUACCUGAGCCGGGCCCGGCGGGACGAGCUCCUGGCCCAGCACGCGGCCGGCGCCCUGGCGCUGCCGGGCCUGGUGGCCAUCCUCACCCGGGCGGUGGAGGAGGCGGAGGAGCGGCUGAGCAAGGUGACCUUCCGCGGCCUGCGGCGCCAGGUGUCGGCCUCCGAGCUGCGCUCGUCCGGGAUCCUGGGCCCCGAGACCCUGCGCGACCUGGCCCAGGGCACCAAGACCCCGCAGGAGGUGACCGAGAUGGACUCGGUCAAGCGCUACCUGCGCGGCACGAGCUGCAUCGCGGGCGUGCUGGUGCCCGCCAAGGACGAGCCCGGGCGGCAGGAGAAGAUGAGCGUCUACCAGGCCAUGUGGAAGGGCGUCCUGCGGCCCGGCACGGCCCUGGUGCUGCUCGAGGCGCAGGCGGCCACGGGCUUCCUCAUCGACCCCGUGCGCAACCAGGGGCUCACCGUGGAGGAGGCGGUGGCCGCGGGCCUGGUGGGCGGCGAGAUCCAGGACAAGCUGCUGUCGGCCGAGCGCGCCGUCACCGGCUACACCGACCCCUACACCGGCGAGCAGAUCUCGCUCUUCCAGGCCAUGCAGAAGGAGCUCAUCGUGCGCGACCACGGCAUCCGCCUGCUGGAGGCCCAGGUCGCCACGGGCGGCAUCAUCGACCCGGUGCACAGCCACCGGCUGCCCGUGGACGUGGCCUACCAGCGCGGCUACUUCGACGAGGAGAUGAACCGCGUGCUGGCCGACCCGAGCGACGACACCAAGGGCUUCUUCGACCCCAACACGCACGAGAACCUCACGUACGUGCAGCUGCUGCGCCGCUGCGUGCUCGACCCCGACACGGGGCUCUACAUGCUGCAGCUGGCCGGGGGCUCCGCCGUGCACCAGCUGAGCGAGGAGCUGCGCGGCGCCCUGCGUGACGCCCGCGUGGCGCCGGGCCCGGGCGUCGCCCAGGGCCAGAGCGUCUCGGUCUGGGAGCUCCUCUUCUACCGGGAGGUGCCCGAGGGCGAGCGGCAGGACCUGCUGCGCAGGUACCGGGCGGGCUCGCUGACCGCGCACGAGGUGGGCGCCGCCCUCACCGCGCUGCUGGCCCGUCGCGACCCCGCGAGCCCGGGCGCGCGCCCCCCGGACCCCCGAGGGGCCCUGCGUGCCGCCACCAUGGAGGUCAAGCUGGGCCGCCUGCGGGGGCCGGCGGUGCCCGUGUGGGACGUGCUGGCGUCCAGCUACGUGAGCGGCGCCACGCGGGAGCAGCUGCUGGCCGGGUUCGGCUCGGGGGCGCUGGGCUUGGCCGCGCUGACCCGCAGGCUGACCACCAUCAUCGAGGAGGUGGAGGCGGCCGGCGGGCCCGAGCGCGCCCCGGGCGACGCCGCCGGCGUCCAGCAGGAGCCGCGGCCGGCCGGGCCCGGCGGCAGCGACGGCGGCAGGGGCGCGGGACCCUCCCCCGGCGAGGCGGCCACCGAGCCCGCCGGCGGCCCCCAGGAGCAGGCCCUGCGUGCCGCCACCAUGGAGGUGCAGGCCGGGCCGUUGCGCGGGCAGCGGCCCUCCGUGUGGGACGUCCUCUUCUCCUCCUACCUGAGCCGGGCCCGGCGGGACGAGCUCCUGGCCCAGCACGCGGCCGGCGCCCUGGCGCUGCCGGGCCUGGUGGCCAUCCUCACCCGGGCGGUGGAGGAGGCGGAGGAGCGGCUGAGCAAGGUGACCUUCCGCGGCCUGCGGCGCCAGGUGUCGGCCUCCGAGCUGCGCUCGUCCGGGAUCCUGGGCCCCGAGACCCUGCGCGACCUGGCCCAGGGCACCAAGACCCCGCAGGAGGUGACCGAGAUGGACUCGGUCAAGCGCUACCUGCGCGGCACGAGCUGCAUCGCGGGCGUGCUGGUGCCCGCCAAGGACGAGCCCGGGCGGCAGGAGAAGAUGAGCGUCUACCAGGCCAUGUGGAAGGGCGUCCUGCGGCCCGGCACGGCCCUGGUGCUGCUCGAGGCGCAGGCGGCCACGGGCUUCCUCAUCGACCCCGUGCGCAACCAGGGGCUCACCGUGGAGGAGGCGGUGGCCGCGGGCCUGGUGGGCGGCGAGAUCCAGGACAAGCUGCUGUCGGCCGAGCGCGCCGUCACCGGCUACACCGACCCCUACACCGGCGAGCAGAUCUCGCUCUUCCAGGCCAUGCAGAAGGAGCUCAUCGUGCGCGACCACGGCAUCCGCCUGCUGGAGGCCCAGGUCGCCACGGGCGGCAUCAUCGACCCGGUGCACAGCCACCGGCUGCCCGUGGACGUGGCCUACCAGCGCGGCUACUUCGACGAGGAGAUGAACCGCGUGCUGGCCGACCCGAGCGACGACACCAAGGGCUUCUUCGACCCCAACACGCACGAG